AUGGAUACCACAACUGCAAACACCACUGCAACUACCACUCCUAUCACCACUGCUACCACAACAGACACCACAACUGAAAAAACCACUGAAACUACCAUUCCUACCACCACAGCUACCACAACGGAUACCACAACUAAAAACACCACUGCAACUACCAUUCCGACCACCACAGCUACCACAAAGGAUACCACAACUGAAAACACCGCUGCCACUACCACCCCUACCACCACAGCUACCACAACGAAUACUACAACUGAAAACACCACUGCAACUACCAUUCCUACCACCACAGCUACCACAAUGGAUACCACAACUGAAAACACCACUGCAACUACCAAUCCUACCACCACAGCUACCACAACAUAUACCACAACUGCAAACACCACUGCACCUACCACUCCUACCACCAGAGCUACCACAACAAAUACUACAACUGCAAACACCACUGCAACUACCACUCCUACCACCACAGCUACCACAAUGGAUACCACAACUGCAAACACCAAUGCAACUAACACUCCUACCACCACAACUACCACAACGGAUACCACAACUGCAAACACCACUGCAACUACCACUCCUACCACCACAGCGUCCCCAACGGAUACCACAACUGCAAACACCAAUGCAACUACCACUCCUACCACCACAGCUACCACAACGGAUACCACAGCUGCAAACGCCAAUACAACUACCACUCCUACCACCACAGCUACCACAACAGAUACCACAACUGCAAACACCACUGCAACUACCACUCCUACCACAACAGCUACCAAAAUGGAUACCACAACUGAAAACACCACUGCAACUACCACUCCUACCACCAGAGCUACCAAAAUGGAUACCACAACUGAAAACACCACUGCAACUACCACUCCUACCACCACAGCUACCACAACGGAUACCACAACUGCAAACACCACUGCAACUACCACUCCUACCACCACAGCUACCACAAUGGAUACCACAACUGCAAACACCACUGCAACUACUACUCUUACCAUCACAGCUAGCACAACGGAUACCACAACUGCAAACACGACUGCAACUACCACUCCUACCAUGACAGCUACCACAACAGGUACCAUAACUGCAAACACCACUGCAACUACCACUCCUACCACCACAGCUACUACAACGGAUACCACAACUGCAAACACCGCUGCAACUACCACUCCUACCACCACAGCUAUCAAAAUGGAUACCACAACUGAAAACACCACUGCAACUACCAUUCAUACCACCACAGCUACCACAACAGAUACCACAACUGCAAAAACCACUGCAACUACCACUCCUACCACCAUAGCUACCACAAUAGAUACCACAACUGCAAUCACGAAUGCAACUACCACUCCUACCACCACAGCUACCACUACGGAUCCCACAACUGCAAACACCACUGCAAUUACCAGAACAGCUAUCACAAUGGAUACCACAACUGAAAACACCACUGCAACUACCACUCCUACCACCACAGCUACCACUACUGAUACCACAACUACAAACACCACUGUAACUACCACAACAGCUACCACAAUGGAUACCACAACUGAAAACACCACUGCAACUACCACUCCUACCACCACAGCUACCACUACGGAUACCACAACUGAAAACACCACUGCAACUACCACUCCUACCACCACGCUACCACAACGGAUCUUCCACAACAGCAAACAUCACGGCAACUACACUCCUACCACCCCAGCUACCACUACGGAUACCACAAACUGA
Molecule: messenger RNA, 1740 nt
Organism: Macrobrachium nipponense
Lineage: Eukaryota; Metazoa; Arthropoda; Malacostraca; Decapoda; Palaemonidae
Product: mucin-2-like
Exons: 1
Coding region: 1-1740 (579 amino acids)
Source: RefSeq, a predicted model, not a curated record